Scatophagus argus is the source of this 1254-nucleotide messenger RNA. RefSeq names its product COPI coat complex subunit epsilon (gene cope). NCBI's taxonomy places the organism in Eukaryota, Metazoa, Chordata, Actinopteri, Scatophagidae. Gene Ontology annotation, molecular function: structural molecule activity; protein binding. The record is from RefSeq and is a predicted model, not a curated record. The transcript is spliced from 10 exons. Gene Ontology annotation, biological process: endoplasmic reticulum to Golgi vesicle-mediated transport; intra-Golgi vesicle-mediated transport; retrograde vesicle-mediated transport, Golgi to endoplasmic reticulum. Gene Ontology annotation, cellular component: COPI vesicle coat. The coding region runs from base 60 to 968 and encodes 302 amino acids.
CAGCGAGAAGUAGGAAGGUGACGCAUUUUUGCUACGUGUCAGGAAGGUCUGAAGUCAACAUGGCGGCUCAGCAGGGUGAUGUUGAUGAACUGUUCGAUGUUAAAAAUGCCUAUUAUAUUGGCAGUUAUCAGCAAUGUAUUAACGAGGCUCAGAAGGUGAAGCCGUCCUCACCAGAGAAGGACACUGAAAGGGACAUGUUUUUGUACAGAGCAUACAUUGCCCAGAGGAAGUAUGCCGUUGUUCUGGAUGACAUCAAGAGCAACUCUUCACCCGAGCUUCAGGCUGUCAGGAUGUUUGCUGAGUAUCUGUCUAAUGAAGGCAAAAGGGAUGCUAUUGUUGCUGAUCUAGACAAGAAGAUGGUGAAGAGUGUGGAUGCUGCCAACACCACCUUCCUUCUCAUGGCUGCCUCCAUCUACUAUCAUGAGAUGAACACUGAUGCUGCUCUCAGGACUCUGCAUCAAGGAGAAAGCCUGGAGUGCAUGGCGAUGACUAUUCAGGUGUUGCUGAGUCUGGAUCGCGUUGACCUGGCGAGGAAGGAGCUGAAGAAGAUGCAAGAGCAAGAUGAGGAUUCAACUCUAACCCAGCUGGCCACAGCCUGGGUUAAUAUUGCUGUGGGUGGAGAGAAGCUGCAGGAUGCCUACUACAUUUUUCAGGAGAUGUCAGACAAGUACUCAUCUACACUGCUGCUCCUCAACGGGCAGGCAGCCUGUUACAUGGCUCAGAACAAGUGGGAGGAGGCUGAGGGAGUGCUGCAGGAGGCACUCGACAAGGACAGCAGUCACCCUGAGACGUUAAUCAACCUCAUAGUGCUGACGCAGCACCUGGGCAAAGCUCCCGAGGUAACCAGUCGGUACCUCUCUCAGCUGAAAGAUGCACACAGAGCCCAUCCAUUCCUCAAGGACUAUUUAGCCAAGGAGAAUGAAUUUGACAGACUAGUGAUGCAGUACGCUCCCACCGCAACAGCAUAACACUGCAACAUUUGCAGACACAUCUCAGCAGUGGACUCCAUUAUAACACCAUGAAAUGUCAACAGUCUCUUUCUCUCUUUAAUACUUUAAAACCUAUAUUUGUUUGAAUAUUUUUACUUUUUUUUUUAUUUAAACCAGACCAGUAGUCCUCAUUUCCCAUGGAUGCAGAUUAAACAUGUCUGGGUUCAUGUCCAUGCUUUAUAAAUUUGCAUUUCUCCUAUGGAAAUCAACACAUCCGGUUUAAGAAAGCAUUCCUUUGAAAUUAUAAUAAAUGUUUAAUACCUGU